Molecule: messenger RNA, 1800 nt
Organism: Condylura cristata (star-nosed mole)
Lineage: Eukaryota; Metazoa; Chordata; Mammalia; Eulipotyphla; Talpidae
Gene: CUNH2orf76
Product: chromosome unknown open reading frame, human C2orf76
Exons: 6
Coding region: 314-712 (132 amino acids)
Source: RefSeq, a predicted model, not a curated record
GGAAGGAGGGCGCGCUGGGUCCGGUGGACCGGUUUUGCUGGGCUCUUUCGAAACCCUGCAGGCGGGUGACCCUCGGGCACAGGGGAGGAUGCGGAGGCUGAAGACUAGCAGCGUUUAAAUUUGACCCUUUAAAUAUUGGUCUCGGCGUGAAGAGGCUGGGCAUUACCUGUUGAGACAAGUUAUCCCAGGAUAAUAAGGGCUGCGAGUGGGUCUCUUUCCUCCGUGGUCUGGAGGAGCCUCCCCGGGGACGGUCCUGGGAGAACAGCUAAAUGGUGGGGAAGCUGAACUGGUUUCCAGGAAGGAAUUUCUUCACAUGGCUUCCGAAGAAGUGACCAUCACUGUUCGCCUCAUUCGUUCAUUUGAGCAUCGCAAUUUCAAACCCAUAGUAUAUCAUGGAGUUAAGUUGGACCAAACUGUGAAGGAAUUUAUAUUAUUUCUAAAGCAAGAUAUACCUGUAAGGACCAACCUGCCACCACCAUUCAGAAAUUAUAAAUAUGAUAAACUAAAGAUUAUUCAUCAAGCACAUAAAUCAAAGACAAAUGAACUUGUGAUGAGUUUAGAGGAUGAUGACAGGCUCCUGUUAAAAGAAGAGAACACCCUCAAAGCCGCUGGAAUUGCUCUGGGAUGGCAGAGGCCACCUUGGUCCAGGUCUGUAAGUGGAGCAACCAGCUUUCUGCCUGGCAUGUUUUGGAGGAUCCAGGCACAUUUCUGAAGGAAGGGACAUAGAGCUGGAGUCUAAAGCUUUGAAACUUACUCCAUGUAUCCUCUGGACAUAGGAAGCCUUGAAAACACAGUGUUCAUUUCAAGAUGCUCUCUACCUACAGCAAGGCAUGUUCUUAGUCUCACCUUGAGUUUUGAUAGUAACUUUUAAUGGGUUCUCUGCUUUUUCCUUCAUGGAGCGGACAUUUAUCACAGCUGUCUGUCUGCCUGUCUGCUGGUCUCUUUAAGUUCCGCUAGGUCCUGCUAAUUUGCUGUGGGCAAGGAAUACAGAAAACAUACCACCAAGAAAGUGAAAGACAACGUACAGAAUGGGAGAAAAAUUUUUUGUAUCUUAUAGCUGAUGUGGGAUUUGCUGUUAAAUGUAUAAAGAACUUUUAAAACUCAAUCUUUUAAAUACAAGACCAUAUAAAAGUGGGAAAAGGAUCUUAAAAAGACAUUUCUUUAAAGAUGUUCAAUGGGUGCACAAAAAGACAUUCAAUUAUCGUUCAGUACUCAGGAAAUAGCACUUCACACCAACUGGAAUGACUUAAUCAAAAAAGGCAGAUAAUAACUGGUAAGGAUAACAUGGAACCCUCACAUGCUGCUGGUGAGAAGAUAGAACAAUAUGGUUACUAUAAGAGUCUCUGGUAACUACUCAACAGUUUAAAUAUAGAGUAAUAUAAUCUAGCAACUCUUCUCCUAAGUACACAUGCAAGAGAAAACAUACACAAACAAAAAUGUAGUCAUAAUAUCCAAAAUGUGGUAAACACACCAAAUGCCCAUCAACUAAUGAAUGAUUUUAAAAAAUGUAAUAUAUAUUCAUGCAAUGGAAUAUUAUUCAGCCACAAAAAAGAAACGAAAUGCUACACAUAGAUUGACCUUAAAACAAUAAAGAGUAGCAGAGGUCCACAGGCAUGAUUUAAUUUAUAUGAAAUGCUGAAACUAGGCAAAUUUAUAGAGGCAGAAAGUAGAUUAGUGAUUGCCAGGGUGUGGGGAGGUGUUGGAUAAAAUGGUGACGGACUACUUACUGGUGUAGGGUUUCUUUCUGGAGUGAUGAAAUGUCCUAAAAUUGAUUGUGCAGAUGGUUGUGCUCUAACUAUA